Molecule: messenger RNA, 1938 nt
Organism: Cricetulus griseus (Chinese hamster)
Lineage: Eukaryota; Metazoa; Chordata; Mammalia; Rodentia; Cricetidae
Source: RefSeq, a predicted model, not a curated record
GAAUUAUGUCUCCUCCUGCAGGUACGGCUGUCUGUCAGCCCCCUACCCACCCUGACUCAGGAGGAUGAGUUGCUGUGCCUCUUUGGUGAACCACCACCACGCUCUGCCCAGGUCGAGGGGGAUGCCAUCAUCUGUGACCCCCCAAGCAGCAUCCCUAGCACACCACCAGGCCAAGACCAUGUGGCUGUGAGCAUCCAGCUCCUCUUCAAACGUGGCAGUGUCUUCCUCACCUCCCACCAGUAUCCUUUCUAUGACUGCAGAGAGGCUAUGAGCUUGGUGGAGAACCUGCCGUGCAUCUCUUGUGCUAGCAACCGUUGGAUGUGCCAGUGGGACCUGCUGUAUCAUGAGUGUCGAGAGGCCUCACCCAACCCGGAGGAUGGAAUCAUACGUGCCCACAUGGAGGUCAACUGCCCCCAGUUCCUGGACCCUAGCCCUUCGGUCAUCCCCAUGAACCAUGAGACAGAAGUGACCUUCCAGGGCAAAAACUUGGACACUGGGAAGGUUUCUUCCCUCUAUGUGGGCAGUGACCUGUUGAAGUUUAAGGCAACUGUGACUAUGCAGGAGUCAGGAGCCUUCUCUUUUAAGACCCCAAAGCUAUCCCAUGACACUAAUGAGACACUGCCUCUUCACCUGUAUGUUAAGUCCUUUGACAAGAAAAUUGACAGCAAGCUACAAGUGACUCUCUACAACUGCUCCUUUGGCCGCAGUGACUGUAGCCUGUGUCUGGCUGCUGAUCCUGCCUACAGGUGUGUGUGGUGCCGGGGGCAGAACCGGUGUGUGUAUGAGGCCCUGUGCAGCAAUGUUACUUCAGAAUGCCCACCACCAGUCAUUACCAGGAUCCAGCCUGAGACAGGCCCACUGGGUGGGGGCAUCCGAGUCACUAUCCAUGGGUCCAAUUUGGGUGUCACAGCAGAUGAUGUCAAGAAGAUCACUGUGGCUGGCCAAAACUGUGCCUUUGAACCAAAAUGGUACUCCGUAUCUACCCGGAUUGUGUGUGCAAUUGAGGCUGCAGAGACGCCUUUCACGGGAGGUAUUGAGGUGGAUGUAAAUGGAAAGCUUGGCCAUUCACCACCACACGUCCAGUUCACUUACCAACAACCCCAGCCUCUCAGUGUGGAGCCACGACAGGGGCCACAGGCAGGUGGUACCACAUUGACCAUCAAUGGCACUCACCUGGACACAGGCUCCAAGGAGGAUGUUCGGGUGACACUCAAUGAUGUCCCUUGUGAAGUGACAAAGUUUGGAGCACAGCUGCAGUGUGUCACGGGUCCACAGUUGGCUCCAGGCCAGAUGGUACUAGAAAUCUCCUAUGGGGGCUCCCGAGUGCCCAGCUCUGGUGUCUCCUUCACCUACUGUGAGAACCCAGUGUUACGAGCCUUUGAACCACUGAGAAGCUUUGUCAGUGGUGGCCGGAGCAUCAAUGUUACAGGCCAGGGCUUCAGCCUCAUCCAGAAGUUCGCCAUGGUUGUCAUUGCUGAGCCCUUGAGGUCCUGGCGGAGGCGGCGGGAGGCUGAAUCCCUGGAACCCAUGACGGUCACAGGCACUGAGUAUGUGUUCUACAAUGACACCAAGGUCGUCUUCUUGUCGCCUGCUGUCCCUGAAGAACCUGAGGCUUACAACCUCACUGCAUUGAUACAGAUGGAUGGUCAUCGUGCCCUGCUCAGGACCGAAGCUGGUGCCUUUGAGUAUGUGGCGGAUCCCACCUUUGAGAACUUCACAGGUGGCGUCAAGAAGCAGGUCAACAAGCUCAUCCAUGCUCGGGGAACCAAUCUGAACAAGGCCAUGACGCUGGAGGAGGCUGAGGCAUUUGUGGGUGCUGAGCGUUGCAUUAUGAAGACACUGACCGAGACUGACCUAUACUGUGAACCCCCAGAGGUGCAGCCCCCACCCAAGCGGCGGCAGAAGCGAGACACAACACACAACCUGCCUGAGUUCAUU